AUGAAAAAUUUAUGUUUAGAAAAUACCGAAAACACGCUGGACGCAUGUCAAAAUACGAUAUCAUUUACGAAUAAUUUAAUACCAAUAGCGAGCGCACUCGCAUCUGACGCCGCUGACGUCGCUCAAAACUUUGCAUUAUUUGCACCAUUAAUCAAUUCAUUCCUUGAAUUAGGUAAAGAAAUCAUAAAAUUAUAUGAAAAGGCCGAACAUAAUAAAAAUCUCUGUAGUUUCCUUUUGCAAAGAUGUAAUUGUGCAGUUUCCGCAAUUAAAGAUUUAGAUAUUAGGAAAACCGAACAUGCAAAUUUCUUUUCUAAACAAGAAAAUCUUGAGUUGUUUACGUUGUUCAUUAAAUGCAUGAAAAGAAUCAAAAAAUUUAUUGCCGAUGUUAGUCAAUUAAGUAAACUUAAGAAAUAUAUCUUGGCUAAUAAUAUUGAGGAUACUUUUACCAAACUUGUAGAAGAAUUUGAAGGGUGUAUGAAUAGUUUUAAUUUCUCUUUCACUAUGCAAUCCAGAGAGGAAUUGAUAACGAUUAAAGAUGAAAUUAAACAACUCAGAAACUUGUUAUUAAAUAUCAAUGGUUCUACUAGUAAUGAUAAACAAUCUCAUGAUGAGUUUUUCAAAGGAGUGGAUGCUGUAACCGGAAAAAACAAGGAAUUUCAAAAACAGAAUAGGCAUACAGACGCGAAUUCAUCUGAUUUGAUAACUUGCAUAGACAAGGAUGAGCCAUUGCUCGAUGGAAGUAACUACUUACAAACCGGUAACUUUCAUUCAAAGAAAAUCGAAGAACGUAUAUCAAAAAAUGAUUUUCAACGUGUUUCUUUUAAAGAAUUUUCAAAUAAUUCUUCUUCCUCUGUCUUGGAUCAAAACAUUUCACAUAAUAUUGAAAAUGUGAGGUAUAUGGCUCCUGAAAAACUACUAAUAGAUGAAAGUGAAAAUAACAUUACACAAGGUGAACGUGCUAAUAAUGACAUGAAAAGAAAAAAAGUUCCUUAUGAUUCCAAAUGUGAAAUUUAUAGUGUAGGAGCAUUAUUAUGGGAAAUUGCGGAACUGAAAAAACCACAUUCUGACCUUAGUAAAUCAGAAAUGCUCGUUAGUAUUAGGAAACGUGUUCGUGACAAAUAUCCUAUGGAACAAGAACCACAAUGGCGUCCUACAAUAUUUCUUAUUUGUCGCACACUUUCAGAUCUAAAUGAAAAAUAUUCAAUUCCUAAUUCACCUUUACCCAAUUCAAAAGAUGAUGAGGAUUUAACAAUAGAUAAUCAUCCAAUAUCUCAACCAACUAGAAUUCUCUCUGUUGAAAAAGCAAUUCAGGAACAUAAAUCAAAUAAUGGAAAUAAACAGUUAGCAUGGCAAAGUUUCAAACAUCAUUCAGAAACUAAUAUUGAUGCAAAAUAUUGGGUAGGAUAUUAUUAUUAUUAUGGGGAAAUUCCCGAGUUACAACAAAUGGAUCCACAAGAAAGGAAUAGAAUGGCUUUAGAAAUAUUUAGAGAGACAGCUGAUAAAGGGAAUCCUUCUGCACAGUUAAGAUAUGGAAUGUAUUUAUGGCAAAAUGGUAAUUAUUCUGAGGCUUUUAAAUAUUUAGAAAAGUCUGCCGAGUCCGGAAAUUCUACUGCCAUGUAUAACAUUGGAAGCGCCUAUUGGAAUGGCAAUUUUGUUGAACAAAAUAAACUUAAAGGAGCCAGUUAUUUAAUAGAAGCCGCUAAGAAAAAUCAGCCUAAAGCCAUAGAUAUGUGUAGGAUUAAUCAAAUUAAUUAA
Molecule: messenger RNA, 1755 nt
Organism: Funneliformis mosseae
Lineage: Eukaryota; Fungi; Glomeromycota; Glomeromycetes; Glomerales; Glomeraceae
Source: the annotation of a GenBank genome assembly